Cetraspora pellucida is the source of this 337-nucleotide messenger RNA. Lineage: Eukaryota; Fungi; Glomeromycota; Glomeromycetes; Diversisporales; Gigasporaceae. The record is from the annotation of a GenBank genome assembly.
AUGCAGAUAACAAGCAAUAAGAAAAGAAGUCAGGAAGAAAUAACAAGAGAAGCAGACAAAGAUAAGGUUGGGAAAAUAGCAUUACAAUUUCAAACCUUAGACAUUACAUCAAAUAGAAGACACAAAGGACAUAAAAAUCAAACCAAAAAAGAAAUCGUAGGUCAGCAGAAAGAAACAACAGGUGAAUUGAAGGAGAAGAAAUGCAAAACAGAUAAAGAAGCACCAAGAGACAAAAUUAUUAAGGAUGUGCAAAAAGAACUAGAAAGAGUAACAAAAGUGCUAGAAAAUUUUGAUGAAAAAAAAGAAGGAAAAGAGUAUACAGAAUUCAGCGAAAGAU